UCCCCCCCCUCCUCUCUGGUCGCUCUUCCUGCCGCUGCUGCUGCUUUGCGCGCUGCGGGGCCACUGCGACCGCACCGAGGAGGAAGCCGCGGACAGAAAGGGGGCGCAGUCUGAGGCAGAGCGGCGGAGAGGCGCAAUUUCAAAGAGAAGACAUCAGCAUCCGUCCAAGAGGAGGACAGCAAGAAAAGAAGGGGGAGAAGAAGAAGAAGAAGAAGAAGGAGGAGGAGGAGAGGAAGAAAAGAAGAAGAAGAGAGGGUCGGACGCGGAUUUAAAAACACCUGAGCAGCAGCAGAAGGCGGAGACGCGUCACACCGCGCCGCGUUCUUCCUCCCUCAUCAUCACUCAGUGGAAGUGAACAAGUGAAUAAGAAGGAGAAGAAGAAGAGGAAGAGAAGCAGCGGCAGAAAUCUGACGAAGCUCGGAUUCAGAACGACGAACGACGCGGUGUCGGAAACCUCCCCCCCUCCCCCCGCACCAGGGCCGAUUCUCUGCUGUAGCACCCAGCGCAGCGCGGCGACACCAUGAAGGACCGCACAGCGGAACUGCGAAGCGCUAAGGACAGUGAUGAUGAUGAAGAGGUGGUUCAGGUCGACAGGGACCACUUCAUGGAUGAGUUCUUUGAACAGGUGGAGGAGAUCAGAGGCUGCAUAGAGAAGCUGUCGGAGGAUGUGGAGCAGGUGAAGAAGCAGCACAGCGCCAUCCUGGCUGCACCCAACCCUGACGAGAAGACCAAACAGGAGCUGGAGGACCUCACAGCUGACAUCAAGAAAACAGCCAAUAAAGUCCGUUCAAAAUUAAAAGCAAUCGAGCAGAGCAUCGAGCAGGAGGAGGGGCUUAACAGAUCAUCAGCAGACCUGAGGAUCCGUAAGACACAGCACUCAACGCUGUCACGUAAAUUUGUGGAGGUGAUGACUGAGUACAACACCACGCAGUCCAAGUACCGCGACCGCUGCAAAGACCGCAUCCAGAGACAGCUGGAGAUCACUGGAAGAACCACCACCAACGAGGAGCUGGAGGACAUGUUGGAGAGCGGCAAGCUGGCCAUCUUCACUGAUGAUAUUAAAAUGGACUCUCAGAUGACAAAGCAGGCGCUGAACGAGAUCGAGACCCGACACACCGAGAUCAUCAAACUGGAAAACAGCAUCCGUGAACUGCACGACAUGUUUGUGGACAUGGCCAUGCUGGUGGAGAGCCAGGGAGAGAUGAUUGACAGAAUCGAGUAUAACGUUGAACACUCCGUGGACUACGUGGAGCGCGCUGUGUCUGACACUAAGAAGGCGGUUAAAUAUCAGAGCCAGGCUCGUAAGAAGAAGAUCAUGAUCAUCAUCUGUUGCGUCAUCCUGGGCGUGGUCCUAGCAUCAACCAUCGGUGGCACGCUGGGCUUCUAAGACGCUGCGCCCCCUGCUGCUGAUGACAGACACCUGACUGACCAAUCGCCAGCGGAGAAAACAAAACACCGACGACAACGACAACAACAACUACACAAAAACUUGAAACACAAAUGCAAGACCGAUAAUUAAUUAGUUAGAAGUCACAGACACGAGGAAACACGGCGAGGUCGGCUGGGGUUAAAAACACAACAACAUCAUAGACGACGUAAAUACAUCGCAUAUUUAUCUCCGAUUUAACGUGGGUUCACUUCCUGUUCACCACAACAUCUCCAAACGGCUUUUACUUGUUUGUUUAGCUUUCAUUUCUUUUUUUGUUUUUUUUCUGGAGUCUCUGAGGACAGUGACGCUGACUGCGGGUGGGUGGGACUUCUGCGGGCGGGGCCAACGUCCCAGAACCGGCCUUCCUUCACGUUGACGUGAUUGGAUCAAACGCCUCCGUGUUGUUAGCUCUGAGGUUCUGGAGCGCUGGACUGUGUUAAAGCAGGUGGCAGGUUUCCAUGACAACCUCCUCCCCAUCGAGUCACACCCAUCCAACCAAAGAGCAAAGGGGGUCUCUGGUUUGAUUGACAGGUGAAUGGAGGGAAAGAACAGGGACAGGAGGAGGGUUUAAAGGAUGGUGGGCGGAGUCAGACAGUCAAUCUAUGCAGUUUAGCUCAGAGGAAGACGACCUGUCCCGCCUCCUCCCACCUGACCUGACACAACCAGCCAAUGAGGAGCACAGAUCGGUGUUUCGUCACGUAGAUCGCCAUGGCAACGCUGACGCGCAGACCGGUGUCGUCAUCAAAUGUUCUUCCGGAAGAUUCUAAAAAAAAAAAGGGGAAAAAGUGUAGAAUAGGAGGAGCUCUGGUCACAUGACUAAUGAACGCGUGUUUGUCACUUGGUUGUUUCUCUGCUGUUUUAGUGCAUGUGUUUCAUUUUUCAGCCGUGUGUGUGAGAGAGUGUGAGAGACACACACACGACCUGAUGUUAGCUAGUAUUAGCUGGUGUUAGCCAAUAUUAGCUGAUGUUAGCUAGUAUUAGCUGGUUUUGGUGAUGUUAGCCGGUGAUAGCUGGUAUUAGCUGGUUUUGGUGAGGUUAGCCAGUGUUGGCUGGUGUUAGCUGGUUUUAGUGAUGUUAGCCAGUGUUAGCUGGUGUUAGCUGGUGUUGUGUGUAGAUUGUGUAGAAGCUGCUUCUUGUUGGAGACAUUUUUGAUGUUCGAUGUUGUCUCAGAGUGUCUGUUCAUUAUCAUUCUUGACCCAUGACCCUUCGACAAAACAUAAAUCUGUACAUCAAGCUAACUUUAGCCUACUAGGUCCUGACUUUAUUUGUAUUAUUUUACAGGCUAAUAUGGAGCUUGUGAGAUUAUAUUUGUCAAACUAUUUAAAGUAACAGCCAUGAAACGUAGCAAUAUACACAAAGCAAAUAACUCGUUAGCAUUAUGUUGAAUUAUGAAAAUUUCAAUGAAGCUAACUGACCUGUGCGUGUGUGUGUGUGUUACAUGGAGGUUCAUCCACUUGUUGAGGGUUUGCGUUCUGAAAAAUCUGAACUUUGUGGGGGUUUGUGAUAACCAACGUCAAACUAAGGCCGACAUAAAUAGACAGACACACACACACACACACACACACACUUGUGAUUAAAAUAAUAUAUAAUAAUGAUUAAAAUAAUGUUUUUUGGUUAUAGUUCAGUGACCCCCACAGAUCCCUUCAUGGGAGUUCAAAACCUCUUUAGAUAACUCCAGCCUGUGAUUCAUCGCCACACACACCACAGUCACUGUCAGCACGACAACAACAACCUUAAACGAGUCAAUGCUACGCCCAAAGCAAUAAUGUCAGUGUGUAGUUUAUGAGUUAACGCACUGUGUUCAGAUUCUGUUGUUGAAUAAAUGACACAAUGCUAUUUUGUCAAACAAUAGAACAUUCUGUAAGUCUGGAAGGUUCUGUUAGCCUAAUAUCAGGCUAAUGUUAGCUUCACGUUAGCCUAAUAUUAGGCUAAUUGUAGCCUAAUAUCAGCCUAAUGUUAGCCUCACGUUAGUCUAAUAUCAGCCUAAUGUUAGCCUCACGUUAGUCUAAUAUUAGCCUAAUGUUAACCUGUCAGCCAGCAAACUUGUCCACAUACAGGUACUGUUAGCGGCUGUACAGGUGAAGGUUUUAGUUCUCUGAAGUUAAUCGAACAAAUCAAAGUCCGUACGACGAAAACAACUCAAUUUUUUAUGCAGUAACCAUGGCAACGAUAAACUGGAGCGAGCUCGUAAUAUGUCAAUGUCGUGUCGUGGUCCGUGUUAAUCGCUCUGUGCUAUUUUGUACAAACAUGACGUAAAAAACCCGACUUCUCUUGUUGUACAUUUCCCACGAGAAAAAAGAACUUCCACGUCGUCAUUGUUUGCGUCUGUAGUUCAACAUGUCGACGGUUGUCAUGGUGAUAUCACAGUGGUUUGUGACGAUGCUGUCGUAGCACCAGCCAUUUGUGUGUUUUUUGUUUUCUGCUCUGUAUGUCCGUCCAUCAGGCCCCGCCCACGCCUUCCCCCAGGGACAGAAACCACGCACAUUAGCGUUCCGAAGUUUGUCCGAGUGUUCGCUCAGUCCCCGCCCAUUCUGUCUUCGCUUCCUUUAGUUGUUUGUAAAAAAAGAUGAGGAUGAUGUUGAGGAUUGGGAAUCUGGCCCCGCCCACCCCGCUGUGUGUAAUAAAAAUAAUAAUAAUAUUUAAAAAGGCAUGCAAAAGCGUUGUGGAGUUUGCAUGAUGGUGUGUUUUUGUAACUGCGACCUUUGACCCUCAUUGUCGUGCACUUUACGCUCAUCGGACUUUGAUGUGAUUUCAUUUCAGACCUCACGGUGGCGCUAGUGUCCUCUGUAACAGUGUUUUGUUCAACAUUUAAACGUGAAAGACGCCGAUUUACACCACGCCCACUGCUUUCCCCGCCCCCUCAACUUUGAUUAUUGUGAGUGUGAAGAGCUGGAGGCUAACGUAUCGUUAGCACUCCACUGGCCUUUCUUGUGUGUGUGUGUGCGUGUUUGACGAAUUCUACUUGAUUUGUUUUCUUUUUUUAAAGGAAAGAGAAUCAAGCCGAUGUAUUUAUUGACGCCACGAUCACUGUUAUUAUUAUUAUUAUUAUUAUAUUUAUUGAAAUUCAAACCAAAGCGUUUUUAGCUCCGCCCCUCAAGUGUUUGCCGCUAAUAUCAAAGAGCACAACACAAAUCGAGUUUACAGAGUUCAUGUUGAAAAUUAAAAAAUAUAUAAAAACAUUCAAUGCUAAUGUAACCAUAAAAUCUAUGAAAGCCCCCACAUCACCAGCCCCGCCCACCACCAGCCCGGACCACAUGUCCGUCUGUCACACCACAAACAAACAAUGUCUGGCUCUGCCCCCACUUUUCCUUUAGUCUGGAUGUCAGAAAAACGUGACGCAGAUUCAUGAAAUUACAACCCUGGAACCGUGGCUCCGCCCCCUCACACGUUCACACACAGGAGGAAUGCUCUCUGCAGCACUGACUGACACAUCUUAGCCCCUCCCACCCAUCAGCCCUGGGUUCAAAGCUCUGCCCCCUAAUUAGUUAAUGUGUUUGUGAUCAAAUUAUUAUUUUAAUCUUUUAUCUUUUCGUUGUUAAUGCUAAUGAUGAACACAGUGUGAUGCUAGUAAAUUAGCUGCAUUAGUUUAGCCACCUUUUUUACAUCACUACUGUGUGUGUGUGUGUGUGUGGGUGGAGUUGACCUGUCGUUAGCUGUUAGCAUGUGUGUUGUCUCACACACACACACACACACACACAGUCUUCCAUGUUUGUACGCAGCAGAUGCAGAAUUCGUCCGUUUGCGAUAUUUUUGUCCGUCGCCUGUCGGACGGUAAAACUUAACGAUGAUUUUUGUCUUCCUGAAAAAAAAAAAUUCUCACAAACCAAAACCCGCUUCACUGCGGUGGGCGGAGCUCGGUGCUUGUCACAAUGAAGCUCCGCCCACAUCUUUCUGCUCUCUCAUCGUAACGAGACAGUGUUUGGUUUGUAUCAGUGUUUUUCCCC
This is a messenger RNA of Solea senegalensis (Senegalese sole), 5373 nucleotides long. It is a transcript of the gene stx1b, whose product is annotated as syntaxin 1B. Gene Ontology annotation, biological process: exocytic insertion of neurotransmitter receptor to postsynaptic membrane; vesicle fusion; intracellular protein transport. Gene Ontology annotation, cellular component: SNARE complex; endomembrane system; plasma membrane. The transcript has 10 exons. Lineage: Eukaryota; Metazoa; Chordata; Actinopteri; Pleuronectiformes; Soleidae. The coding region runs from base 521 to 1387 and encodes 288 amino acids. The record is from RefSeq and is a predicted model, not a curated record. Gene Ontology annotation, molecular function: SNARE binding; SNAP receptor activity.